AUGAACAAGUCACAAGACAGCCACAACUCCGAAACGGUGCAUCUCCAGCCCGUGGGCGAGGCCGCUCAGCCAGGGUCCAAGGAGUGCGAGUCCGAGUACGACCCGCACGAGCAUCGCCAACUGUCGAACCCAACGAACAACUGGGAGACGCUGGUGCACCUUCUCAAAUGCAGUUUGGGCACCGGCAUCUUGGCGAUGCCGCAAGCAUUCGCUCGCGCCGGCUUAGUCACCGGCGUGCUGGCGACCAUCAUCGUCGGCGCCUUAGUGACCCACUGCCUCCACGUGCUGGUUCGAUCGCAGUACGCGGCAUGCCGACGCCUGAGAGUUCCGCUUCUUACCUACCCCCAGUCUAUGUCGGCGGCACUCGAAGCAGGACCGCCACCACUGCGCCGCUUCGCCGGUUCGCUCGCUACCACCGUCGACAUCUUCCUGGUCGUUUACCAACUCGGGAUAUGUUGCGUCUACAUCGUCUUCAUCGCUGAUAACAUAAAAAAGAUGGUCGACCCUUACUAUUCGAUGGCAGUCGAGUUCCACAUGCUUAUAAUCCUGGGCCCACUGAUCGCCUUCAACCUGAUCCCGAGUCUGAAGCUGCUGGCUCCAUUCUCGGCGCUGGCGAACGUGCUCACAUUCGUGGGACUGGGAAUAGUGGUUUACUACCUGCUCACUAACAAGAAGUCCUCCGCGCCACUGGACCUCUGGGGCUCACUUUCAACCUUCCCGCUCUUCUUUGGGACCAUCUUGUUUGCACUGACGGCAGUUGGAGUGGUCAUUGCCCUGGAGAACAACAUGGCCACUCCGAAGGCGUUCGGUACUCCGUGCGGCGUGCUGAACAGCGGCAUGCUGGUGAUAGUGCUGCUGUACGUGGCGGUGGGCGCGCUCGGCUACGUGUUCUGCGUGUCCGAGUGCAGCGACUCCGUCACACUGGAUCUGCCGCAGGGACCGCUGGCGACGAGUGUGAUCGCGAUGUUCGCGGUGGCCAUCUUCAUCAGCUACGGGCUGCACUGCUACGUGCCGGUGGAGGUGGUGUGGCGCGGCUACCUGCUGCCGCGCUUGCAGCGCUCGGGGGCGCCGCCCGCGCGCCUGCGCCUCGCCGAGUACGGCCUGCGCGUGGGGCUGUGCUUGCUUACCUUUGUGCUGGCCGUGGCGGUGCCUCGGUUGGGCCUGUUCAUCUCUCUAUUUGGGGCGCUGUGCUUGUCUGCGCUGGGCAUCUGCUUCCCGGCGCUGAUGGAGAUGUGUGUGUCGUUCCCGGACAAGUUCGGGCCGGGCCGCAUGCGCCUGGUCAAAGACGUGGCGCUGUUCAUAGUAGGAGUGGUGGGCCUCGUAGCCGGCACGUACACGGCGCUCGUCGGCAUCGUGCGCUCCUUCAUGCCGGCGGAGGCGCCGCCGCUGCACGCCUAG
Messenger RNA from Spodoptera littoralis (African cotton leafworm), 1398 nucleotides. NCBI's taxonomy places the organism in Eukaryota, Metazoa, Arthropoda, Insecta, Lepidoptera, Noctuidae. The record is from the annotation of a GenBank genome assembly.